GCCGGUGUGCAAGGGAGUCGUGGUCGUGGAACAAACCGGGACGCAACAGUCGCUCACCAGACUUCGUACUGGAACCAUCGUGGAAGGUAUCAUUUCGCUCUUUCGUGACAUUUCAUGAUUCAAGCCUGGGAUACCUGUUACGAACCUCAUCAAACGGAACGAUAUCUUGAUAGAGUUAAGCUGUCCGGGCAUCCGAGGUAUUUAUAAGGUAGAGCACCGGAAGUUGAGCGUUCUAACGGACGGCGUUCCGCCACAUCUCGAUGUAACAUACGUAAAAGUGGACUAAUAAAAAUGGAAAUUAAAGGAGGGUCAUCGGCAUAAUAGACGACCAUAGGUCGUCAAUCUUGAAUCGUUUGUACCUGCUUUUAAGAGAAACUUUAUAAUAUAUAUAAAAUGUCGAUCACGGCGUCCACGGAGAGAAUGGACACAACCAAGGACCUGCCCAAGAAGAAGUUUAUUAACAUCAAUCUUCUCUCGUUGAAGCUACUGUUAUUCCUCUUUUUUGGAGGAAUGGGAUGUCUCUUCCCUUUUCUUCCUUUACACAUGACUGAAAUGGGAUUGAGCAUCGACCAGAUCCGAAUGAUCUCAAUAAUCUCGCCAGCAGUCGCGAUAUUAGGGCCUCUGUUUGCCGCUCCAAUCGCAGAUAAGUUAGCAGGUCAUCAAGGAAGAGGCGACAAAACUUCAACUGGUCGUUACCUCAGGGUGAUGAUUGCCAUUGCCUGCUUCCUCUCUGCCAUUUUCUAUGCUUUUCUUCUAUUGAUUCCUACAGCUGAUCGCAUUGAACCUCCAAGAGAAAGAAAACCUGAUCUAAAGUUUAGCUGCGAUCAAACAGGAGCGGUGGUGUUGCAAGAAAGAUGCAAAGAUGAUAUUUCUUGCCACAGAUGGUCUGACGAAACCAGAGUUGGCCCAUUGCUUCUGGAAGGAUGCAAUUAUGCUUGUUACCCUAUAGGAUCAAAACGAUGGGAUUCCGACGAUAACGAUGGUUCCACUACUUCUGGAACGACCAAUUCCGAUGUUAUUGUUCUAGAUGGCAGUGGCGAAACAACGGUGAUUCCUCUCGAGAGUGAAAUAUACGCCCAGCUAAAUGUGCAGGAACAAGAAGAAACGAAAAAAACGCGAAGAUUCACCAUGCCUGAAAGCGAACCACCUCAUUUAUGUUUUAAAGAGGGUGAUAGUGUUGUUUGUCAUGUUUACACCAAAUAUUCAGGCAAUUUAGCUAUAAAUGCUACUCUGAAACAAGCCUUGAACAAUGAAAGUGAUCGAGAUUGGUGUGCAUAUCCUCUGGCUGAGUACUUUGCUUGUCGUAUACCUCCUGAACUUGAAACCAGAAUGGCAGAAGUUUAUCAGAGUUGUUCCAUUGAAUGUAGCUUAGCUGAUCCAUACACUCUUCCAGAUAGCGUCCUCAUAGAGAGCCAAUGCCAACAGACAGAAGAUUGGACCCACCUAGUAUUCUGGACAUAUUUAGCUAUUCGAUCAGCUGCAGACAUUUUCCCAACAACGGCUGUAGCUCUGAUCGAUGCAGCAGUUGUAAUAGCCACCAGAGAAACAUCCUGUGGACGCGGAGACGUAGGACGACAGUUGGCCUUCGGUUCGCUUGGCUUUGCCAUCUUCGGUCCUCUAACCGGCUAUUUAUGCACUCUUAUAGAAAAUUUGAACUCUUUCUAUUAUUUGCCAAUCGGUAUACACGUGGUUAUGAUGCUUUUGGCAGCCUUGGUAGCUCUUUGUGCGAACGGGAUGCCUCUCAGUCCACCGGAAUGGUGGUGGCAUACUAGAAGUGGCAUGUUAGCACUUCCCAUGAGCGCCAUCAAGAGAUACGGUAGUGAAACUGUCGCUCUAGUAAUUGUACUGAUCAUUAUGGGGACUUUCUGGAGCGCCAUGGAUAGUUAUCUACCUUUACAUCUACAAAAGUUAGGAGCUGACGAACUUCCCAUUAGUGUAGCUAUGACAGUCGGAGCUGUUCCAGCGUUUCUAUUUCUUUGGAAAUCUGAACAUUUAGUUGACUACUGUGGUCACAGUAACCUUCUCAUCACUGCCUUCACUGUGUAUAUUAUUAGGUUUACUGGUUUAAGCCUCGUAGCAGAACCUUGGUGGUCUCUAAUUUUCGAGGCUCUUGAAGUAUUCACGCUAGGUAUCAUGUGGGUUACUGCCAUUCUUUACCUACGACAUCUCGUCCCGCGUCACUUGACUGUGACUGCUCAAGCAUUACCUGUGAUUGCGCAUUUCUGCGUUGGUCGAUGCAUCGGAGCCGUGGUUGGUGCUUACAUCAACGUCAACGAGUCUGACAUCGUUGGCUCGUUAAGAUUCGUUUACCGUUGUAUGGCCGUCGCUGCUGCGGCUGUUGCCGGUUUAUACUUCGUCCUAUAUCACGGCCUAUUAAAACCGCGAUGUCAUGCACACACCAUACAAGGCCCACGACAACCCCCCACUAUCGUACAGGCUGCUAUUAAGGAAUAUGAAUUAACGAUGAAUGGAAAUGGAAAUUACACACCACUCAGGGUUUAUCACAACGGUAUGGGUAGAAAAGGUCAAUUCCGCUAUUGAAGAGUUAAAGAAUGAGGAAAAAGAGUGUUUAACGACACUAUAAAUGUCAUGUUACGGUGCUAGUGAUUAGACUGUCGUUGUUGUUGCAAUUAAAAACAAAAGAUUGUCAUUGUUAUACGACAUAUGUAUGGAAAGUGCGUUUAUCAGUGCUCAGCCUUUAACAUUUCUUUACUUUCUAUCCAAACUCUUACGACGAAAUUGUCAACUCUUUGAUACUAUCAUUAAUUUUCUUUUAUACAAGCAAUUUCUAAGAAUUAAUUUGCUCAAGUGUACUUCAAAAUGUCGAAGCGAGAUUUUACAUUUGUCAAUACCAAAAUGAAAUUAGAGAAUUAGAAGGUAGAAGUACUCAGAUUAUGAGUGAAGCAUUUUGAAAUCACAUUUGCUUUAGUUAUCUUCUUAAUUUUUAUACAUUUAUAAUUGUACGAUUACAAUUUCUUUU
Bombus impatiens (common eastern bumble bee) is the source of this 2980-nucleotide messenger RNA. RefSeq lists its product as uncharacterized. Lineage: Eukaryota; Metazoa; Arthropoda; Insecta; Hymenoptera; Apidae. Gene Ontology annotation, cellular component: membrane. The record is from RefSeq and is a predicted model, not a curated record. The transcript has 11 exons. The coding region runs from base 394 to 2541 and encodes 715 amino acids.